GAAAAAUGUCUAAAAUAAUCGUUUUAAAAUGCGUCGGUCACAAUCCCAAGGAUUUCGAGCUGGAAGAAGCGGUGGCGGUGCAAUUCGGGUGUAUCAAGGACCUGUUCCACAGUGACUUCGAUGCCGAAAGCAAGAUAGUAGUCGACGUUCCCGUGAAAUUCAACAGCUACAUCAUAGGACGGAUAGUGGAAUUCUGCAGUAGCCGAGCCAGCUUUUCAAGCGACAGGGCGUACUGGGAGCAAGAUUUUUUCCAUCCAUGCAGAGAACCAAACCAAAGGAAGCGAAAGGAGCUUAUCGCAAUGAUGGAGGCGUCUGAAUACCUGGGUAUGGAAUCGCUCGUGGAACUCACCACCCAGUCAUUGGCAAAUUAUCUCAAAGGCAAGAAUCCCCUCACCAUUCGAUCUUUGUGGAAGGUGGAAGGCGACCUCACUGCUGAGGAGGAAGCUAAGGCGUUGGCGAUGGGCGUGGCAAAAUUAGGACAUUAAGUCCAUUGAUGCUCUACAAAAUCUUAUGUGAUUACUGAAGUCUGAAGAAGUUUGUCCAAGUGUCGUUUGUUUGAAGUCAAAAAUAAAGAUGUAGUAGGAUU
Molecule: messenger RNA, 586 nt
Organism: Brassica oleracea var. oleracea
Lineage: Eukaryota; Viridiplantae; Streptophyta; Magnoliopsida; Brassicales; Brassicaceae
Product: SKP1-like protein 5
Exons: 2
Coding region: 6-485 (159 amino acids)
Biological process (GO): SCF-dependent proteasomal ubiquitin-dependent protein catabolic process
Cellular component (GO): nucleus; cytoplasm
Molecular function (GO): cullin family protein binding
Source: RefSeq, a predicted model, not a curated record